AUGCGUACGGCGUCUUUCCAGUACACGUUGCAGACUAUGUCGUUAGAGGUUAUCGAUCAGCUGAGAAAUGAGAUCAGAGCAGUGCUCAAGAAUGGUGAUAUAGCUGAACACGAUGCCUCAUUGAUUAAAAACUACGGCUCAUGCAAGGAAAUAUUAAAUUGUGACGUGGCCAGCACAGUUCGAGUUGCACAUAAAAAGAUCCAAAAUGAUGAUACGAGGAUUGAAAAGUUAUUCGCAGUCAAGAUAUUUCGUCGCCGCCACCGAGAACCCGUAAAGAAAUACCGAGACCGCGUUGCGUCGGAAUAUUGUAUUGCGCGUUCCUUGAGCCACCCACAUGUUGUUCAAACUCUGGACCUGCUACAAGACACCCGUCGAAAUCUCUGCCAGGUCAUGGAAUACUGUGCGGGAGACCUCUUCGCUCUUAUCCGGACGGUGAAACGGCUUGAGGCUGUAGAGUCUGACUGCUAUUUCAAACAACUAGUUCUUGGAAUACAAUAUAUUCAUGAUAUGGGAGUAUCACAUCGAAACCUCAAGCCAGAAAAUCUCCUCCUCACUUUCCAAGGCGCAUUGAAAAUUGCUGACUUUGGAUGUGCUGAUUGUUUCAGGUUACCGUGGGAAAGAAAAUCCCAUAAUCUGUACAGUUUGCAAGGUACUGUUCCCUACAUUGCACCAGAACAAUUCGUCCUCAAGAUGUUCGAUCCCAGGGCUAUUGAUAUUUGGCCUUUAGGAAUAAUUUAUGUCGCCAUGAGGACUGGAAGGUGGCUAUGGAGGAGUGCCACAGAAGAUGAUGAGCAUUAUCAAGAAUAUCUUCAAUAUCACAAAGCCGAGAAAUACUUCCAGUUAGAGAGGAUCAAUGGGGAUUAUGCUAAUUUUGAAUAUGUGAAGGCAUAUCGCCGUACUGUUCUAUAUGCAAUCCUGGAUCCUGAUCCGAAGACUCGUGUUACGAUCUCUGAUAUCCUCCGGUCGACCUGGAUUACCGGUAAAGAUAUUAAAGUUUGCGACGCAGGUAAAAAAGGAUUAUAG
This is a messenger RNA of Talaromyces atroroseus, 1023 nucleotides long. RefSeq lists its product as hypothetical. Lineage: Eukaryota; Fungi; Ascomycota; Eurotiomycetes; Eurotiales; Trichocomaceae. Gene Ontology annotation, biological process: intracellular signal transduction; intracellular monoatomic cation homeostasis; protein phosphorylation. Gene Ontology annotation, molecular function: protein serine/threonine kinase activity; ATP binding. The coding region runs from base 1 to 1023 and encodes 340 amino acids. The transcript is spliced from 2 exons. The record is from RefSeq and is a predicted model, not a curated record.